GGAGCCGCGGAGGGAAGGAUGGAGUAGAGAGGAUGGAGCGGUGAACGCGCAGCACUGUCCCCGAGCACGCCGGAGCGCGCACCUGUUUCCUCACACCCUCCUGUGGAAUAGUUCUCGUCUUCGUCUCCUCUGUGGGUCACAUUUUCUGCAUAACUUUAACCCACGUUCCCUACAGAUGUGCGUUUUUCUUCAUCGUUCAUUUUGACGUUUUUCGGUGUGUUUUGGUAGGAGUUCGCUGUUCCACCCCGGGUGCUGUUAUUCUGAAACACGACCUGAAGUGAGGUACCGAAGGAUUCAUUGUGGUUUCUGCUGUUCUGGGGAAUAAUUACCAGUUGGAGGAAGAGGAGACUCAAACUGCCCAGCAGCCGCAGCAGCAGCAGCGCGUGCUUCAAAGGAUGGAAAUUUUACGCGGAAAGAGAACUUAGACCUGGACUACUCAUCCAUUUUGACCCCCUCAUUCUCAUUUCCCCCCCCCCCCUCCAUCCUUCUUUUUUGGAGCAAACAAUUGGAAUGAACGAGGGGGAGAGGAAUGGGAGAGAAAUCAAACAAAACCCGUAUUGAGAGCAAGGAACAGCAGUUAGAACAAACCAGCACAGCCCACCGCUCGAACCUAAUAAUAUAUCAUUGAACCUGCACUCAAACUGGGUUUUUGUUUGUGUUUUUCGCCUCGGAAGAUUUCUUUGUUGCGGGGAGGGGGUUUUUCGUGCGAGUCCGCAAACGGCGACCUUCGCUAGAAAAAGGGACUAAAGACAUAAUUAGAAAAACAUGGAUUCUGCAUAGCACUCGCAGAGCUGAGCACAACGCAGGAGACUCGCUCGAUUUGCUCUUGAUUUGCUCUGGCAUGAUCUCCUCAAAGCACCGGAGAAACUGACCUAACUUUUUUUAAAGCCACGUUUAUUAGAUUUUUUGUUUGUUUUUUUUUUGGUCUUCCAUCCAUGCGGUUGCUUGAGUGAAGCACUGAGGGAUCGUCCUGUACUAGUCCGCCGCUCGGAUCACCUCUCCAGUAAAACAUCCGUCCGUGCAGUUAUCUGUGAGAAAAGCCAUUUGGAUGGGGGGCGACAGGCGAGCUCCGGAGGGGACCAUGGCGUGUCGGAACGGCGGAGUCGGGGUGGGAAUUUUACUGCUCUUCCUGGUGGAUUUACUUGGGAUCUCUGCGACGAACAUGGAGCCCAUAUACUGGAAUUUCCUGAUGAACAAAAGGUUCAGGGACGACAAAGGCUAUGUGCUGUACCCCCAGAUCGGUGACCGGCUGGACCUCAUCUGCCCUGCCUCAGACCCAGCUGAGUAUGAGUAUUACAAGCUGUACUUGGUGUCGUCACGGGAGCAGGCGGACCGGUGCGAGGUGACGGAUCCACCCAACCUUCUGCUCACCUGCGACAAGCCCAACAGUUAUAUGCGCUUCACCAUCAAGUUCCAGGAGUACUCACCCAACCUGUGGGGUCACGAGUUCAAGACCAUGCAUGACUACUAUAUCAUCGCAACGUCGGAUGGAACGCGCCAAGGACUGGAGAGCAUGAGGGGGGGCGUGUGCGCUACGCGAGGGAUGAAGGUGGUCCUCAAAGUGGGCCAGAGUCCUUAUGGUUUGCCCCCCAAGCCAGUAAAACCGGACCAGAAUUCAGGCCACCCCAACGCCAGGAACCCAGGUGUCACUGGGAACUCCACGUACACGCGAGGUGCCGGGGCAGGGGGUGAGAACGGGCCCCUGCCCUCCUCCAACGUGGCCCUGAUUGCGGGUGCAGCUGGCGGCUCUGCCUUCCUGCUGCUGGUGACCGCAGUCAUCUGUGUGGUAUGCUACCGGCGUCGACACUCCAAACCCUCGGAGUCUCACAUCCCACCUCUCUCGCUGUCCUCCCUGACCAGCCCCAAGCGGGGCGUUGGAGGUGCCAGUGGGAACAACAAUGGCUCGGAGCCCAGUGACAUCAUCAUUCCGCUGCGGACUUCCGACUCGGCGUACUGCCCGCACUACGAGAAGGUGAGCGGGGACUACGGCCACCCCGUCUACAUCGUCCAGGAGAUGCCCCCGCAGAGCCCCGCAAACAUCUACUACAAAGUAUGAGGUUGGGAUGACACCACUAGAUGACCCCUCCUGCGCCCCUUCUUGUCCCCCUCCCUGCUACACUCUGCCAGCCAGGCCCUUCAGGCCUUCCACUUAGCGUCCUUUCUCCAACCGCCCCCACGCACAGGGGGCCAUGCUCUACUUCAGGGCCCUUGCCUUGUUGCUCUGCUACUUUUACCAGGCCCUGGAGGAGGAACCAGUAAGAAAACGUGAUGGGAAUCUUUCCGGAAGCCAGUUACCUCUGUGAGCACCUUCAAAAACUGUUCAGUCCUGCUCCAGGCCAACAUCGGGACUCUGGCACUGCAACCCCUUAACACGAGAACCCUGCUAGCCAGCUCACGGCUGGUUGAGUGGUUUACUGAAGCUCCCUUUCAGUUGCUUGGGCUCUUGAAUUCGACUCUGUCCUCCAACGAUGGAAAAGGAACAGCGGGCCGCAGGUUGUGACUGCUUAGGCCAGAGAUGGAGUAGUCCAGUGUUAGCAAUCACAUCAUAUGUAUCGUGUUUAUGCGCGUGCGUGUGUGAGUUUAUAGCAGAGGCAUCGUGCUAACAAUCACUGCUGGUGCACAAACCAUGAGUGUACAGUGGAUGUGCAUUACGUUGUAUACGUGUGGGUGUGUGCUGUUGUGUAUCUGCGUUGCUGUGUGUGCUUGUCUGUCAGUGUCUUUCUGCGUGUCUGUGUGUGAGAGUGUGUGUUGGUGUUAGUUUGAAAACCAAAAGUGAGCAAAAAAUAUCAAAAACCAUGAGAUUUUCUUUUUUUUUUUUUUUUUUUAUUUCCACCAACAGUUAGAGAUGAUAUAUAUUAACAAAUAUACCAUAAAUAUUUUUUAGAAUUUUUUUUCUAUCCUUAUUUUUUCCACCGUUAGGCACAGUUUCUGUGUGCUUUUGUAUCUUUAUGGUUUGAGAUUUAGCCGGAGAUUGCCCUAGUUCCUGUUCCUCUGUUGUCGUAAUUUAAUUUAAUCUUUGUUUCUCUGUCGAAUGGCGAUUCUUUUCCCUAUCAUCACAUCCCCCGCUUCCCCCCCACCCCCCCAGUUCCCUCCCUCGAGUCCCUUUUCCCAUGUAUAUUUUUAUAGCUCCUUGUACAAUGCUGUAGUUUUGAAAUUUAAGCUUGUUUGUGGAGGUGCUGAGUUAGAACACACUAAAAAAGUUUUAAAAGAAUAAACGUUUUUGCAAAAAAAAGAAGACUGAAUUUGGAGCAAGAGGGGGUUCAAUGAUAGUAAAGACGGCAUCUUGCGGGAGAAGUGGACAAGCAUCAAUCAGUUCACGAAAACAGAGUAACUGCCACGCUGAAAGCGAGGGGAAAUAUUUCCUCAAAAGAAAGCAAAGUGGAUGACUGAUAAAGAAAGAAUUACGAGCAAAUCCACAUAACGAUGGGAAAUCAGAGAAUGGAUGUAGGAGCUGUUCGGCAGCCUGCAGAACGGCUCAGGACGGAACCCAGGACACGAGAACAUAUGGACUCAUAAUGGAGUGGGUGUCUAUGAAGGAAGAGGAGAUCCAGUGUCCCAGACACAUGGCUCUGGGUAUCGGUCACAUCGCCCUGAUCUCACUCGUUUCUGCCAGUUUUCUCUCCAUUGCUAGGAGGGAAAUGGCUACAGCCUUCCAUCUCUCAAUCCACUCACCAUACGUCUUUCACAUGUGGGCACACGCAUUAACGCUCUGUUCCCCACCAACCACGGCCUGUUCUGUGACUGGUUUAUUAUCGAAAACAGGCAAGGUGGAGGAAAAGUAACAAAACGAAAUACACAAAGUGGUUUUUCGUUAGUCUUUAUCUGGUCAUUGUGUCCUGUUGUCUCGUUUUUGGUUUUCGCUGUAUUGUUUUUGCUGGAGGGUUUCAGACAACUUCACGUCUCCUCAAAUGCCAGAACAUGGAGCUGAAAGAGAGGUGUUCCGUGGUGUGUGAAAUCACAGACUGAUGUGAGAGGAGGUACCAAAGCCUUUUCCCGACACCGUGGACACGUGGAAGGGCACGGCUGUGGCCGUAGCUAAGGGAAAAUGUGUAGAUCUGCAGUGACUGAAGUCGGAAAGACUCUUCUCAUAAUGCUGGACUCGCUGUGUUCCUCUGUAUGUGUGUGUGUGUGUGUGAGUGAGUGAGAGAGAGACAUACAAGCAGUAUAGCACGGGGUUUACAGAGAGAAAACACAAACAGCAGAGCCCUCAGAGACACGGAAAACAGAACAGAAAGGAUUGUUAGACAUCAUAAGCACACAGAAAACAGCACAUGUGCUACAUGCAGCUCAAAUACACAACACACGUUGUACUUUAAACCAGCAACAAAACGCUGCAAGGUACGUCGAUUGCAGUGAUAUACAUGUACCUCGCACAUACAAAUCAUAGAGGGAUACUGAGCAAAGCGCGCGAGGCACACGCUGACUCCUCAGACACAGGCCACCAUACACACAGCACACAAUCUGUAUGGACGGGACGUCAGGAUCACCGCACUCCCACACAGACACCCAUUAGCGCUCUGCCAGUUUUUUGGCUUACAGCAGUAUUUCCGCAGCGAUGGCAGACAUACCGAAAGUGAGCUGUCGAAAAUUACACUCUGCGCAAACAGAGGUGUGUCAUCUGCCAGUUGUGACACCUGGGAUGACUUGGAUAGAAAUGCAAGCUGCACCAUGACAUAGCAAAGCUACCAGUCGCAAGGAGCCGAGGACUGUUCGGCAAAGACUUAUUUCGUGUUACCGAGAGCCUUCGACUCUGCUUUGACGCACACAAACAUUCAUCGCCCGCGCUGAAGAGGUCCCGCUUCGGUUGACCCAAUCAGAAUUUUUCCCCACAGCUCUUAAUCGCAUAUGAACUUGUUGCAAAUAUCCAGUUGUUCUUUCUGAACAGUUUUGCCUCUGGAAAUGUAAUCGUUUUUAACGUUUCCUUGUUAUAAUUUAAAGAAUCGGGUAGCGUUUCGUUUGCGAGUGGUGUUAACGGGGAGUUUUUCUUGAAUUACCGUGUCUUUUUUGUUAGGCCACCUUUUGCUUCGCUCCUGGUCCGGGUGUUUGCAGGUGAGGUCAACGAACGUGUUGAGCGGAUGUCGGCGCG
Molecule: messenger RNA, 5086 nt
Organism: Scleropages formosus (Asian bonytongue)
Lineage: Eukaryota; Metazoa; Chordata; Actinopteri; Osteoglossiformes; Osteoglossidae
Product: ephrin-B3-like
Exons: 5
Coding region: 1049-2056 (335 amino acids)
Biological process (GO): axon guidance; ephrin receptor signaling pathway
Cellular component (GO): plasma membrane
Molecular function (GO): ephrin receptor binding
Source: RefSeq, a predicted model, not a curated record